Messenger RNA from Eruca vesicaria subsp. sativa (arugula), 1847 nucleotides. NCBI's taxonomy places the organism in Eukaryota, Viridiplantae, Streptophyta, Magnoliopsida, Brassicales, Brassicaceae. The record is from the annotation of a GenBank genome assembly.
AACGUUAGCUAAUUGUGUAUUAACGAAACAAAAAGAGAAUGAAUCAUCACCACACUACUACUUUAUUGCGCCGAAAAAUCAAACAAACGCAUCACCGUUGAGUGAUAAUUGUUUAUUGACCAGGGACAUGUGAAGGAUCCACAUUCGAUUUUUUAAAUCGCUCUCCAGAUCCAAAGAGGUUUCACACUGCCAAGAUCCGAUCAUCAUCAAUCGAUUUAUUCUUUGCUUCUCCGGGAUCUUGAACCUUCAAAAACAGAGCAAGGAGAGCUUUCUUUGUUGUUAAAGAGUUUUGAUGUAUUCAUUCUAAGAUGUUUGGUGGAAAGAGUAACAUACUCAGAGGAAGUGUCUCACUAGCCUUAGUUAUCCUCAUCCUUUUGAUGCUAACACUCCUUGUUUCCGAAGAAAACCCACUUCGUGCUUCUCUCUUUGAUCUAAAACGUCAGUUCUCAGCUUCUCCUUCCACUUCUUCUUCUUCAGUUUGUAACUAUGCAAAAGGAAAAUGGGUUAAAGACAAGAAGAGACCAUUGUACUCUGGUUCUGAAUGUAAACAGUGGUUAUCAUCCAUGUGGGCUUGUAGAGUAAUGGGCAGACCUGACUUCUCUUUUGAGGGUUACAGAUGGCAACCACAAGGUUGUAACAUGCCACAGUUUGACAGAUUCACCUUCUUAACAAGAAUGCAGAACAAGACGAUAGCAUUUAUAGGAGACUCGUUGGGACGGCAACAGUUUCAGUCUCUGAUGUGUAUGGCCACUGGUGGUGAAGACAGUCCAGAGGUUCAAAACGUGGGAUGGGAGUACGGUCUAGUCAAACCCAAAGGAGCUCUCCGUCCUGAUGGUUGGGCUUAUCGUUUCCCAACCACAAACACAACCAUCUUAUACUAUUGGUCAGCUAGUUUAUCAGAUUUAGUCCCCAUGAACAACACUGAACCACCUCGUCUCGUUGCAAUGCAUCUAGACCGUCCACCAGCGUUCAUGAGGAAGUACCUUCACCGUUUCGAUGUGUUGGUUCUCAACACAGGUCACCACUGGAACAGAGGCAAGAUAGAAGGCAAUCACUGGGUGAUGCACGUGAAUGGAACAAAGGUUGAAGGAGAGUUUCUCAAGGAUAUUAGUCACGCUAAGGUUUUUACAAUACACAGCGUUGUGAAGUGGCUAGAUGCAGAGCUUUUAUUGCAUCCGCGUUUGAGAGUUUUCUUUAGGACGAUAUCUCCGAGGCAUUUUAGGAACGGAGAUUGGAACACAGGUGGGAACUGUAACAACACGGUUCCUUUGUCUAGAGGAAGUGAAAUCAAUGGUGAUGAUGGGUCGGUUGAUACAACGGUGGAGAGUGCUGUGAAUGGGACAAGGAUCAAGAUUCUUGAUAUAACUGCACUUUCUGAGCUGAGGGAUGAAGCUCAUAUCUCAGGGUCUAAACUCAAACCUAGAAAACCUAAAAAGGUGACUAGUAACGUGACUUCCACGGCUCCAGCGGUUAAUGAUUGCUUGCAUUGGUGCUUACCAGGGAUUCCAGAUACUUGGAAUGAACUUUUCAUUGCUCAGAUUUAAGAAAUACUCAUACACCAUUUAUACGUAGUUCAGUGGAUUGGUCUCUGUUGUUGAUUCUUUGUUAUAGAAAGGUUUUGAUUUUGUUUUUCUUCUUUUGAGAAAAACAAAGGCUACAGAUUGUUGAUUCAUAGGUUGUACAAGAAACACUGAAACAGUAAUCACAUGUGAUGAUGGAUAGGUUGAAAAACUUGAUUCGCCUGGUUCAUACUUCUAUUAGCUAAGAAGUCCUUAUGCUAAAAGCUAUUCUAAGGUUGGCGAAGGUUGUGAAUUCCAUCAUCAAUUAAUAAUAGCAAUCUAAGUGAA